CCUCCCCCGCGAACUAACAGAAACGCUUUAUCAUGACAGCGAUUUAAUUAGCUUUGUUUUAUUUUUGAUUUUCAGUCUAAGCAUCUGUAUUGUAAUGCUACUAGUCAAACAGAACCCAGUCUCUUCACGGUUGCAAUAAGCGAAAUCGAAUCAGUUGGUCCAACACAUCCAGUCAUGUUUCUUCUGCAUCCGCUGCUGCAGAUAAGUGUGCUGUUGGAUCCGACACUGUGGCUGGCAGCCUCAGCCAGCCCUGCUGAUGAUAACGUUCUGCGGGCCGGCCAUGGAGAGCACGGAGAGCCGGGGCACGAGGAACCCCACAAGGAUUCCUACAGCACGUUCGCCUCUGAAUUCCUCGAGUCCAGAUACCUCUCAGACGAAGGUUACCCCUUCCCAAAUGCACCCCCUGUGGACCCAUUCACCCGGAUCAAAGUUAGCAACUGUGGAAUAACCAAAGGAUGCAUCAGAUAUGGGAAGCCAGGCUGUGAUGCAGAGACCUGUGAAUACUUCCUGAGUUACAGACGAAUUGGCACAGAUGUGGAAUUUGAGAUGAGUGCAGACACUGAUGGCUGGGUCGCUGUUGGUUUCUCCUCUGACAAAAAAAUGGGAGGUGAUGAUGUCAUGGGCUGUGUUCAUGAUGAUAACGGGCGUGUACGGAUCCAUCAUUUCUACAACGUGGGCCAGUGGGCCAAAGAAAUCAAGCGCAACCCAUCACGGGACGAGGAGGGCAUUUUUGAAAACAACCGUGUCACCUGCCGAUUUAAACGUCCUCUUCAUGUCCCACGUGAGGAGACAUUAGUGGACCUACACCUUAGCUGGUACUAUCUGUUUGCCUGGGGACCUGCCAUACAAGGUUCCAUCACAAGGCAUGACAUUGACUCCCCACCGGUGUCAGAUCGCAUGAUAAGCAUCUAUAAAUAUGGAGACAUUUUUAUGCCUGCAACUGCCUAUCAGACAUUCUCCUCUCCCUUUUGCCUCCUUCUCAUUGUUGCUCUUACUUUCUACCUGCUGAUGGGCACACCAUAACCACUACAACCAGCAACGACAUUGUAAUUGAGACAAGAGAAGGAGAGAAAGACUACAACUAUCCAUGGAGCCACCAUUAACAUAACUGUGUGCCAACAUAACAGUAUUAGAAACAGGUAGCAAUAAAUAAGAAGACUAAGAACAUUGUGAUCGUACAGCAUCCACAACCUAUGUACACUAGUAUUAAGACUAUGGAUUAAUAUUAUGUUAUUUACAGCAAUGCGAAACAGUUGAGUCUCAUUCGGAGAAGUGAGAGGGUCAGGCACACAUUAUAACACAUUUAUUUGGAUACAAGGAUUAAGGAACCCAGAAUGGUAUGUCAUGAAUAUUAGGUAGCUUACAGACUAGUAUUUGAAACUGUCUGAGCCAAACUGAGGUUAAUUUUCAGUAUGAAAAAAUGGCGCAUAUCAUGACGUACUCUGAAGUAUGGUGCACUAAACCCACUACAGAGAGGUGAACUGCUUAAUGCCCUACUGUUAAAGACUGUGUGAAAUAAGAUUUUUAGUAGGAUUCUAUUUAAUGGCAAUUACACAUUAAUUUUGUUUUAAUUGUUUUUCUCUGAUACAUUAAGCACUUGUGUAUUUUUCUAUACAUAAUUACUAAAAAGCUCCAAUCUUCUCAUUUAGAAUUUAUGGCCCUACUCAGGAAUAGUUUAGGACAACCAUUUAUUUUGUUAUAUUUCCCUCUUAGGACUGAUGAUCAAAAGAAAAAAAGACCAAACAUUGACCUACAGUCUUACUGUACCAGUUAAGGUGUGGUUGUUGUCUGAUCUAAUUAUUUAGCGCCCUUUUAAAAAGUCCUAUAGAAUAAUUUGUAUAUAAGAUUGAAGAGCGGCAUGCAAGGAUGUUUGGAAAAGUAUUUUGUUAUUUGUAAUGUCUUAAAUACAUUUUGAUCUUAAGGUUAAAUAUAAGUUAGCAUACUUGAGGGAGAGAUACAAUUCUUUUUGAUGUGCACAGCUCAGAGAUAAUCAUGUCACGUAGAAUUAUUUAUACAGUAAAUGGAGAUACUGUAUGCUAAUGGACAUGUAAUAUGUUUAUAAGGUUGUUAUUGUUAUAUUUUAAUAUAUUUUUGAAAUUAUGACAUUGAUAGUAUUAAAGAAUAUGCAAUAAGGAGUGUGCAUAGUAAAGGGCUGUGGGCCGUGAGUGUUUGUAACAUGUUUCACAUACAAGAUAUUCCUAAAUCAUUAGCAGCUUAUUUACAUUCUGACGAGUUUACUGUGAAUUCUCACCCUAAUUGGAAACAAAGAUGCUUGUGUUUGGUGGUACAAUAUACACACUGCACUUUUUAAUAAAGCUAAGAAGAAAAG
Molecule: messenger RNA, 2329 nt
Organism: Myxocyprinus asiaticus (Chinese sucker)
Lineage: Eukaryota; Metazoa; Chordata; Actinopteri; Cypriniformes; Catostomidae
Product: DOMON domain-containing protein FRRS1L-like
Exons: 5
Coding region: 175-1023 (282 amino acids)
Biological process (GO): regulation of glutamate receptor signaling pathway
Source: RefSeq, a predicted model, not a curated record